AUGGAUGAUUUUUCUAUUUCUUCUUCUUCUUCACCAAAUUCAUCUGCUCAUACCAUUCAGCAAAGGCUUCAAUUCAUCCUCCAUAAUCUCCCUCAAUGGUUUGCUUAUUCGAUUUUUUGGUUGGCUUCUAAAGAUUCCGCUGGCAAUCUUAUUUUCUCUUGGAGUGAUGGCCAUUUUCGUGGCACUAGGAACGGUGGCGGUAGCCAACUGAUCAGUUUCGGGUUCGAUGACGUUGCGGUGGAUCGAGUGGAAGCUGGGGAUUUCUCCGACUUGGAAGGGUACUAUACGAUAUCUAUUUCCCAGAUGUAUGGUGGGGUGGAUAAUGUGGUCGGUCGAGUAUUCGACUCGAGCGCGUACAUUUGGUUGACGAUAGACGAGAGUCUACAUUUGUAUGAAUGUGAUCGAGUUAAAGAAGCGCGUUUACGAGGGAUUCAGACGUUGGUUUUCGUUUCGACGUCCGAUGGGGUUCUUGAAUUGGGUUCUUCUGAGUUGAUUAAAGAAGAUUGGAGCUUAGCUCAGUUUGCAAAAUCACUUUUUGGAACUUUUUCUGUAAGUUCUACACAAUUUAAACAAAAAGAUCAUGUGGGUGUUGGUGGUGGAGGAAUGAUUCAACUACAAGCCCCGCCGUGCUCGGGUAUAGUCAAGAGAGAGAUGAACGGUGGUCGUGGCGGAGGAGGGUCGUCCUCCGAUUCCCUCUCUGAUAACUCCGAUGGGAAUUUCUUAUCAAUGGUAGACAACAAUAACGUUGGUAACAAGAAGGGGAAGAGACAGGCGAAGAAUAAAGCAGAGUCCACAAUGCCAGUAAACCAUGUGGAAGCGGAAAGGCAGCGGCGACAGAAACUAAACAACAGAUUUUACGCGCUCCGAUCAGUGGUACCGAACGUAUCAAAAAUGGACAAAGCGUCGUUACUCGCCGACGCCGUAGUAUAUAUCAACGAGCUCAAGGCCAAGGUUCAAAAAAUGGAGUCCAAGCUAAAACAAUCACAACACCAAGCUAGUAGUAGCUUGAGCAAUGCAUUUGAUCAGAAACGGAGCGGGAUCUCAACGAUCGAGCAGACGGUGAGCUCAACGAGCUAUGCGAUGAACAACGGCUACAACAAUAAUACCGUCGAGGUGCAGCUUGUGGGGGCGGAAGCUAUAGUGAGAGUUCAUUGCAAAGAUGAAAAUUACCCAUCAGCAAGGCUUAUGAAUGUCUUUAAAGAUUUGGGACUUCAAGUUCGUCAAGCAAGCUUGUCAAGUGUAAAUGAUCUAAUGCUGCAAGAUGUUGUUAUUAGAGUUCCUCAAGGGUUAGCCUUGAGAGAAAAGACCUUAAGAACUGCCAUACUUCAAAGACUUGAAUAA
This is a messenger RNA of Cucurbita pepo subsp. pepo (vegetable marrow), 1341 nucleotides long. Its product is annotated as transcription factor bHLH14-like. Lineage: Eukaryota; Viridiplantae; Streptophyta; Magnoliopsida; Cucurbitales; Cucurbitaceae. Gene Ontology annotation, cellular component: nucleus. The record is from RefSeq and is a predicted model, not a curated record. Gene Ontology annotation, biological process: regulation of DNA-templated transcription. Gene Ontology annotation, molecular function: DNA-binding transcription factor activity; protein dimerization activity; transcription cis-regulatory region binding.